Molecule: messenger RNA, 285 nt
Organism: Penicillium soppii
Lineage: Eukaryota; Fungi; Ascomycota; Eurotiomycetes; Eurotiales; Aspergillaceae
Exons: 3
Coding region: 1-285 (94 amino acids)
Source: RefSeq, a predicted model, not a curated record
AUGGCUCCCAACCAGCGCAUCAUUCCCUCCGGCUCGCGCCCCCAGAAGAGCUUCUUCAGCACUGCCUACAAUGAGGCCACCAACCCCGAGAACAAGACAAUUGUCCGCAGUAUCAUUGUCUUCGGCCGGUAUUGCGUUCCUUUCCUCCAGCCUCGGAGAGUUCCUCCUUCCUCCGCAGUAUGUAAUACCACCAUGCCUUUGAUACCUCCCGUGACACGACUCGGAUCUCCCUUGGAGCAGUGGAAGCAUAUCGGCGUCGGUCAACGGAAAACACAUGAUGCAUAG